Molecule: messenger RNA, 2607 nt
Organism: Priapulus caudatus
Lineage: Eukaryota; Metazoa; Priapulida; Priapulimorpha; Priapulimorphida; Priapulidae
Exons: 4
Coding region: 1-2607 (868 amino acids)
Biological process (GO): proteolysis
Molecular function (GO): aspartic-type endopeptidase activity
Source: RefSeq, a predicted model, not a curated record
AUGUCAGAGGACGACUUAAAGCAGAGUUUCAUCGACAUGACGGAAUUCAUCAAGGACAUAAAGAAAACCGGUGCAGAUCCGGUAGUGCAGGCCCUGGAAAAGAGACAACUGGAGAGUGCUGUCUCAGCUGUGCCUGCUGAGCCACCGCCACGUGUAGAGAAGCAGGAGCAGCCAUUCCAGAGGCCACCACCAAGGACCAGGUCCAGAACCAGAUCCAGGGAAUCUCCCCAUCCCAAGAAAAGUCGAACAACGCGGACGUUUGUGUCUAAAGGGCGAGUCUACAGUUUGAUACCGGUGGCCCCGGAAUCACAAGUCAUUGUCAAGAAAAUGGCGCGAUAUGACCCCCCUGCCAAGUUUACGUUCAAAGCUGAAGAAUGGAGUGAGUGGAUAGAGGAAUUCGGACGAUUUCGGAAAGCCACUAAACUUCACAAAGAAGACGGAGAAGUACAAAGGGACUCACUUAUCUACUGUAUGGGAGGUAAACAAGCCAACAAAAUAUUCAAAACGUUGAAAUUUGUUUCGCAUGAUGUGCCUGACCCAGAAAACCCUAGUGCCACAAUUAGAGAGGAGGAAAAGGACACUGAUUACGACACAGUUGUCAAGAAAUUCACACAGUACUUCAUCCCGAAAAGAAAUAUAAUACACGAGAGAUCACUCUUUCAAGAGAGGGUCCAAAGUAGGGAGGAGACGGUGGAGGAAUUUCUAAGGGACCUUCAAGCAAUGGUGGAGAAUUGUGAGUACAAGGAUCCAGAAGACCAAGUACGUGACAGGUUUGUCGUGGGACUCCUAGACCGAGGGGUGAAGCAAAACCUGCAGCUGAUGCCAGAUUUGACCCUUGAUAAAGCUUCAGCAGUGGCACGCCAGCAUGAACAGGUAAAAUUACAGAUGGUACAGCAACAAGCUUCCCACCAGGAGGUUAGCGAGGCAAAGUUCAAACAAAGGGAGCAUAGACCAAAGUGGAAGAAAGAUGUCAGCAGCCACAAAACAAAACAGAAAUGCAACCGUUGUGGUUACGACUGUCACCCACGGGGUGGUAAAUGCCCUGCUAGUGGACAGAUCUGUAGGUCAUGCAAUAAGCAUGGACAUUUCUCUUCGGUGUGUCGCAGUGGUAAACACCGAGGUGGAAAUUUAAAUGUGGCAACAGACGCAGUGACAUCUCAGGAUACAUCCGAGGGGGAGGAAUCAUUCUUCCUUGGAACAAUUGAUUGCCAUGAGGAGGAGGAAGCGUGGUAUGUGCCACUGAACAUAUGCGGCUCAACUGUAAAAUUUAAAAUAGACACAGGAGCUGACGUAACAGUGAUUUCACACACCAUCUGGCGAUCAAUGAAAAGUCGCCCACACCUGAUGCACAACAAGGUCAAGCUCAACAGUCCUGGGGGCCAGCUCAAGGUUCUAGGUGCAUUUACAGCUGUCAUCAAUCACAAGGGGAAAGUCUAUACAUUUCGUGUAGUCGUGAUAGAUGGAACAGGACCAGUCAGCCUGCUAGCCCGUGGAGUGGCAAAGAAAAUGGGCCUAGUUACCCAUGUAGAUGAAAUCUUGAGUCAGUUCAACUCAGAUAUUGGUCUCUUGAAGACCGAACCAGUCAAGAUCAGUUUGACAGCAGGUGUAACACCACUGUGUGUCAACACCGCACGAAAAGUUCCGUUUUUCCUGAUGGAUGCGGUGAAAACAGAAAUACGGAGAAUGCAGGAUAGUGGAGUGAUCCGUCCUGUCACUGAGCCCACCGAAUGGUGUGCAGCUAUGGUUCCGGUUCAGAAGAAAAAUGGUAAACUGCGCAUUUGUGUUGACAUAAAAAGACUGAAUAGGGCUGUUCGCAGAGAACAUUACACACUUCCGAAUCUAAGCGACAUCGCUCCUAAGUUGGCUCAGUCCAAGUACUUUACCAAGCUGGAUGCAGCAAGUGGAUUUUGGCAGAUCCCCUUGGAUGAAAAAAGCCAACUGCUCACAACAUUCAUGACGCCGUUUGGGAGGUAUGCAUUCUGUCGCGUUCCCUUCGGUAUUACUUUGGCGCCAGAGAUCUUCCAGCGAAAAAUGACCGAGUUACUUCAUGGCUUGGAGGGAGUAGAGGUCAUAAUGGAUGAUAUCUUGGUUCAUGGCCGAUCCAUGGAGGAGCAUGAAAGGAGGCUAACUGAAGUUCUGACGAGACUGCAGGAAGCAGGUCUUCGUUUAAACCGAGAGAAAUGCCAGUUUAGGAUGAAAGAAUUGGUUUACUUUGGUGACCUUAUCGGUGCUGAAGAGAUCAAGCCAGACCCAGAGAAGGUACGGGCAAUGAUGGAUCUGACUCCACCCUCCAAUGUCAGAGAACUCCGUAGCUUGAUUGGAAUGUUCCAAUACCUAGGCAAGUUUGCAAACAACCUGUCUUCUGUUAUGAAGCCCAUGACAGAUCUGCUGAGGUCUGACAGUGUCUGGUUAUGGGGGCCAAGUCAGCAAGCAUUGGCUAUCUUCUCACGAAGUCCGGCAGCUUACAAGGCCCUCAGAAAACUGCAAAUACUGCAGCUGCCAUGCAUCCGCAGUCUGCAAAUGCAGAUGGAAACUGCGCUAGAGGUCAGCGGGCUGUCUGAAAAAAAUCUGCAUGCUGCAGCAGAAUACUAUCGCAGCUUCAAAUAA